Molecule: messenger RNA, 3903 nt
Organism: Chionomys nivalis (European snow vole)
Lineage: Eukaryota; Metazoa; Chordata; Mammalia; Rodentia; Cricetidae
Gene: Bcl6
Product: BCL6 transcription repressor
Exons: 10
Coding region: 716-2842 (708 amino acids)
Biological process (GO): regulation of immune system process; regulation of cytokine production; negative regulation of transcription by RNA polymerase II
Molecular function (GO): protein binding
Source: RefSeq, a predicted model, not a curated record
CUCUUCUUUCUCUCUCCUUUUGCAUGAAUUUCUCUUAAAACUUUCAGGUAUCACUUUUUUUUUUUAAGUGAGUGUAGCCAGCUUUGAGGAGGGGAGGAGGGGAACAAAUAACCAAAUAAUACCCGAAAGCAGUUCCCGAAACGGUGCGGUGUUAGAUAGAGGCGUGAGCACCGGAAGAACAGAAUUGCAUCUGCUCAACUAAAUGUUUUCCUACUUCAGUUUUGGAAGCAUCUCCUCCCCCUCCCCCCUCCCGCCACCCCCAAGAAACAGACAGAAAGCCUCUGGACAGGGCUACCGUGGAAGUCUAGGCUAACAGACUGAACGGACUGAGUCCGCCACCUAGUGGUAGGUUAUGGUCAAGGUUCCUGCUCGGAGCGAGCGGUGGUCUGAUCUGAUCAGCCAGAACUGAUGGGAAGGGCAUUCUCCAACGAAGAUGGCAUUUGACUUUCAAAGUUUUGACAAGACAGAUGAAAACCAUAUGCUCACGCCGUCCACAUCCACACUCGCUCAGUCUUAAAUAUCUAUCUCAACUAAGAAACGGUCUUGUCUUUGAGGACAUCUGUGACUUCACGGACAAAGUUGGUAGCUGAAAAAGAUGACACUCGAAACCCUCAGGAUCUUUAGGAUUUUACUUCGUCGUUGUUUUUGUGGAAUUAGGCCGAACAUUUUAAAGCAAAAUUUUGGACUGUGAAGCAAGGCAUUGGGCGAAGACAACAUGGCCUCGCCGGCUGACAGCUGCAUUCAGUUCACCCGCCAUGCGAGUGAUGUUCUUCUUAACCUUAAUCGUCUCCGGAGUCGGGACAUCUUGACGGAUGUUGUCAUUGUGGUGAGCCGUGAACAGUUCAGAGCCCAUAAGACAGUGCUCAUGGCCUGCAGCGGCCUCUUCUACAGCAUCUUCACUGACCAGUUGAAGUGCAACCUUAGCGUAAUCAAUCUGGAUCCUGAGAUCAACCCUGAGGGGUUCUGCAUCCUCUUGGACUUCAUGUAUACAUCUAGGCUCAACCUGCGGGAAGGAAACAUAAUGGCUGUGAUGGCUACAGCCAUGUACCUGCAGAUGGAACACGUUGUGGACACGUGCAGGAAGUUCAUCAAGGCCAGCGAAGCAGAAAUGGCCCCAGCACUUAAGCCUCCCCGAGAAGAGUUCCUGAACAGCCGGAUGCUGAUGCCCCAUGACAUCAUGGCCUACAGAGGGCGUGAGGUCGUGGAGAACAACCUGUCGCUAAGAAAUCCUCCUGGGUGUGAGAGCAGAGCCUUUCCCCCUAGCCUCUACAGUGGCCUGUCUACACCGCCAGCCUCGUAUCCUAUGUACAGCCACCUCCCACUCAGCAGCUUCCUUUUCUCUGAUGAAGAGCUACGAGAUGCCCAUGCCCGCAUGCCUGUGGCCAACCACUUCCCCAAGGAACGGACCCUCUCCUGCGACAGUGCCAGGCCAGUCCCCGGUGAAUAUAGCAGACCGGCCAUGGAGGUGUCCCCCAGCUUGUGCCACAGCAACAUCUACUCAACCAAGGAGGCAGUCCCAGAGGAGGCACGGAGUGACAUGCACUACAGUGUGACUGAGGGCCCCAAGCCUGCUGCCCCCUCUGCCCGGAAUGCCCCAUACUUCCCCUGUGACAAGGCCAGCAAAGAAGAAGAGAGACCCUCUUCGGAGGAUGAAAUCGCCCUGCAUUUCGAGCCCCCUAAUGCACCCUUGAACCGGAAGGGUCUGGUUAGUCCCCAGAGUCCCCAGAAAUCUGACUGCCAGCCCAACUCACCCACAGAGUCCUGCAGUAGCAAGAACGCCUGCAUCCUUCAGGCCUCUGGCUCCCCUCCAGCCAAGAGCCCCACUGACCCGAAAGCUUGCAACUGGAAGAAAUAUAAGUUCAUUGUGCUCAACAGCCUCAACCAGAAUGCCAAAUCAGAGGGCACUGAGCAGGCAGAGCUGGGCCGCCUCUCCCCUCGAGUCUACCCAGCCCCACCUGUCUGCCAGCCACCUUUGGAGCCUGAGAACCUUGGUCUCCAGUCCCCAACCAAGCUCAGUGUGAACGGAGAGGACUCAACUAUCCCCCAAGCCAGCCGACUGAAUAACAUCGUGAACAGGUCCCUGACAGGCUCCCCCCGAAGCAGCAGUGAGAGCCACUCGCCACUUUACAUGCACCCCCCAAAGUGCACGUCCUGUGGCUCCCAGUCCCCACAGCAUACAGAGAUGUGUCUCCAUACUGCUGGGCCCACGUUCCCCGAGGAGAUGGGAGAGACUCACUCAGAGUACUCAGAUUCCAGCUGUGAGAACGGGGCCUUCUUCUGCAAUGAAUGUGACUGCCGCUUCUCCGAGGAGGCCUCACUCAAGAGGCACACACUGCAGACGCACAGCGACAAACCGUACAAGUGUGACCGCUGCCAGGCUUCCUUCCGCUACAAAGGCAACCUCGCCAGUCACAAGACCGUCCACACGGGUGAGAAGCCCUACCGCUGUAACAUCUGUGGAGCGCAGUUCAAUCGGCCAGCCAACCUGAAGACCCACACUCGAAUUCACUCUGGAGAAAAGCCCUACAAGUGUGAAACCUGUGGGGCCAGGUUUGUGCAGGUGGCCCACCUCCGUGCCCACGUGCUCAUCCACACGGGAGAGAAGCCGUACCCCUGUGAAAUCUGUGGCACUCGCUUCAGGCACCUUCAGACUCUAAAGAGCCACCUGCGCAUCCACACAGGAGAGAAACCUUACCAUUGUGAGAAGUGCAACCUACACUUCCGUCACAAAAGCCAACUGCGACUUCACCUGCGCCAGAAGCAUGGCGCCAUCACCAACACCAAGGUGCAAUAUCGCGUGUCGGCUGCUGACCUGCCUCCGGAGCUCCCCAAAGCCUGCUGAAGCAUGGAGUGUUGACUCUUUUCUCCCUAGCCCUUUCUCAGAACCUCCCCAAAGGAUGCUGUAACACUUUACAAAGGUCACCCCAUGAUGUAGUGCCUCUCUCAUCCACUAGUGCAGAUCAUAGUUGGGGUGGGGGGUGGGGGUGGGGUUUGCGGGACCGGGAGCCAAGGCGGCUCCCCUUCCCACACUGCCAUACAACAUUAAGAAAAUACUAUUGCUUCUUCUCCUAUGUGUAAGGCGAACAAACCAUGUCAGCAAAAAGCAAAAUCAUCUUCUAUAUCAAAGUAGGGGAGAAGGCAAAAGUUCUGACGUGACAGGUUGCAACGCGAGGAAUGUAAACGUUCUGUGGGAACAGAAAUCUCUUUUGUAUGUAAAUGUGUAUUGUUUUCAAAGACAAGACUUCAGUAUGUUGUCAAAGAGAGGGCUUUAAUUUUUUUAACCAAAGGUGAAGGAAUAUAUGGCAGAGUUGUAAAUAUAUAAAUAUAUAUAUAUAUAAUAUAAAUAUAUAAACCUAAAAAGAUAUAUUGAAAAUAUAGAACUGCGUUAAAGGCUCGAUUUUGUAUCUGCAGGCAGACACGGAUCUGAGAAUCUAUUGAGAAAGAGCACUUCAGAGAAUAUUUUAAGUAUUGCGUCUGUAUAAGUAAGAAAAUAUUUUGUCUAAAAUGCCUCAGUGUCUUUGUAUUUUUUUGCAAGUGAAGGUUUACAAUUUAAAAAGUGUGUAUUAAAAACAAAAAAGAACAAAAAAAGCUGCAGAAGGAGAAAUGUAUACUUUUGUUCUAGUUUUCAGUUUGUAUAUACCUGUAACGUGUCCUCACGGUGCCUUUUUUCACGGAAGUUUUCAACGAUGGGCGAGCGUGCGCCGUCCCUUUCUGAAGUGUAAGCAGACACAGGGACUUGAAGUUGUCACUAACUAAACUCUCUUUGGGAAUGUCUGACUCCUCCCACAUUCUGCGUCAUGCUUGUCGUUAUAAUUACUCCGGAGACAGGGUUUGGCUGUGUCUAAACUGCAUUAUUGCGUUGUAAAAUAUAGCUGUACAAAUAUAAGAAUAAAACGUUGAAAA